Molecule: messenger RNA, 792 nt
Organism: Zymoseptoria tritici IPO323
Lineage: Eukaryota; Fungi; Ascomycota; Dothideomycetes; Mycosphaerellales; Mycosphaerellaceae
Exons: 6
Coding region: 1-792 (263 amino acids)
Source: RefSeq, a predicted model, not a curated record
AUGUGUCGGCUGGAGAGGAAGUUGGGUCCGCCAGUACGAUCAACUGCUUGCGCUUUCGGACCAAGGCCGGUUGGGCGAGAGGUACGAAGACGAUGCGUCGCUUUCGAUCCCUUCAUCAGCUCUCGCCAGCUAGUUCCAGAACUUCCGAUGUACAUGCCAAAACGCCCAUCAGGUCAAUUAUCGGCUGCGACGAAUGAGACAUCUGGCAGCACGUUCUAUCACAUCAUCCUGGACGCCGACGACGACAUCACGCCAGCGAAGAAGCAGCCGAUAAGGUGGCGGCGGCAAGGACCGGAGGGCGUUGCGAUGCUGUCGAGAAUAUUGGAGCCACAGGUGCUCGCCCCGCUGCGUGAGCCUCGCGACUCGCCAUGCUGCCAGACUCGGAGCUUGUCAUCGUCCGAGGAGAAUUCGAGACGGGCGUCGAAGUGCAAGGCUAUUGUCGUGAAAUCGCACCUCUCAGGCGACAUUCCCUCACAUUUCCGCUGUUGUGGCUUCAGCAUUUCGUCGUCCGUCUGGCUGGUCGUGGAUCUCAUUACCUCAAGAUUUCGGAAGUCGAAGUCGAGGGAGGAGCGGGAGAGGGAUCGGCCUAGGUUUCUGCCGGCGCAUGUCCGGGUGCAGGAGACGUAUGAGCGGGCGGUGGAUUGUUGCGUGCAGUGGUGGAGGACGUGGUGGAGGACGUGGUGGAGGGACGACAUGCGAGGGAGUGACGAAGGCUUUGACUGCAUUUCCGACUCCGACUCCGUUCUGAGGAAGGUGACGCUAAAGGAGCACAACACGUGGCAUCAUCCUUGA